AUGCCUCCCAAGAAGAGCUCUGGCGAGGAUGGUUCUCCCACUGGCCUCACCGAUGGUGAGCUUCGAUUCAUCAAGGCCAUCUUCGACAACAUGACCCAGAAGCCUGACGCCGACUGGGAUGCUGUUGCCCAGACCCUCAGUCUCAAGGACGCCAAAUGCGCCAAGGAACGCUUCCGCCAGAUGUCCGUCCGCCACGGCUGGCGUGGCGAUGCCGCUGCUGCUUCCAGCCCUCGCAAGGCUGCUUCUACCGCCGCUGGAGACAAGGUCACCAAGAAGCCUCGCACUCCUCGCAAGCCCGCCGCCAAGAAGUCUGCCAAGAAGGCUGAAGUUGAGGAUGAUGAAGAUGACGAGGAUGUCAAGGAUGAGGUCAAGACCGAGGGCAAGAAGGUUAAGAAUGAGGAUGAAGACUUGGACAUGGAGUAA
Molecule: messenger RNA, 423 nt
Organism: Fusarium coffeatum
Lineage: Eukaryota; Fungi; Ascomycota; Sordariomycetes; Hypocreales; Nectriaceae
Exons: 1
Coding region: 1-423 (140 amino acids)
Source: RefSeq, a predicted model, not a curated record